This is a messenger RNA of Perkinsus marinus ATCC 50983, 2484 nucleotides long. RefSeq lists its product as hypothetical. The transcript has 2 exons. Gene Ontology annotation, biological process: vacuolar acidification; proton transmembrane transport. The record is from RefSeq and is a predicted model, not a curated record. Gene Ontology annotation, molecular function: proton-transporting ATPase activity, rotational mechanism; ATPase binding. NCBI's taxonomy places the organism in Eukaryota, Perkinsozoa, Perkinsida, Perkinsidae. The coding region runs from base 1 to 2484 and encodes 827 amino acids. Gene Ontology annotation, cellular component: vacuolar proton-transporting V-type ATPase complex; vacuolar proton-transporting V-type ATPase, V0 domain.
AUGGGUAUCCUGCGUAGCGAGACCAUGACCCAUGGUACUCUCGUGGUCCCAGCGCAGUGGGCUAGGCAUUAUGUCAAUAUACUUGGUCACGAGACCAGUAUGAUGUUUCAGGACAUGAACGACAACACUAUGAACAGACCGUAUCGUAAGUACAUUCAACGCAUUGAGGAGAUGGAGAGGAUGUUGAGGGUCUUUUCCAAGGAGCUCGAGGACGUGAACUACAUGCCACUUUACAAGAACCGUGUUGAUGAUUUCUUGCAGCAUGACAAUGAGCUGUCAUUGGAUCCCUUAGAAGCUGAACUGAAGGGAAUCUAUGAUCGUUUUAUCCGCUUUCAAUCUAACAACGAAGUCCUCACUGCUGAGCUCAACGCUGCUGUUGAGGAACUCCAUGUUGUUUGGGCCGGCAUCGCUGAGGGUAUGCUAGGUGGUGGUGGCGGCGGCCUCGAUGCUCCUCUGUUGGACGGUGAGGCUGGUGGACCGAGCUAUGCGAAGAUGAAUGGUAUGCAGUUCUCUAACAUCGCUGGUGUUAUCGAUCUCAAACAGCAGGAGACCUUCGCACGUACCGUCUUUCGUGCAACUCGUGGUACAGCUUUCACACACUUCACUGAGAUCACCGAGGAAGAGGCGCACACGCAGCUUGAACCAAAGAGUGUUUUCGUCAUCUACUUUCAAGGGGAUGCAGCCACCAGUGCUAUGGCGGCUAAAUUGACGCGUAUCUGUAAAGCGAUAGGCGUGAGGUUGUAUGCUUGGCCAGCGUCGACAGCUGAGGGUAGCGCACGUUCUCGUGCCCUCGAGUCAAUUAUCUCGGACAAGAAAGCUGCCUUGCGUGGUUUCGAGAGAAUCAUGCGUGAUGAAACAAGGAUGCUCCUAGAGCCCAUUCGUAUGGGCGGCAACUCUCGCAUUGAAGAGUGGAAGCUGUUCUGUAUCAAGGAAAAGAGUAUUUAUGCAACGCUGAAUCUCUUUGAAGGGAGCACGACUCUGAGGGCUGACUGUUGGUAUGCUGCUGAGGACGAAGACGCCAUUCGCCACGUGCUGGCCCAUGCCUCUUUCGGUGGAUCUGCUCGUGCUUCUGCCACACUCGUCACGGAUGCUACUUGUACGGGCAAGACGCCCCCUACUUACAUCAAGAGGAAUGCCUUCACUGACGCCUUCCAGGAGUUGGUUGAGACGUACGGGGUCCCGCACUACAAAGAGUUCAACCCGGGUGUCUUCACUAUUGUCACUUUCCCCUUCAUGUUUGGCGUCAUGUACGGCGAUGUGGCCCACGGUGCGAUGUUGUUAUGUGUAGCCAUAUAUGCCUUGCUGAAUGCUGACAAGUGGAAAUAUAGUGACAAUGCUGUGCAUCAGGGGUUGUCUUAUGCUCGGUAUCUACUCUUUGCUAUGGGGUUCUUUGCCAUAUACGCUGGUUUCAUGUACAACGACUUUUUGUCAGUCGGCAUUGGUAUUUUCGGGGACUCUCGUUAUGAGGACCCUCAGCAUCUUGGAAAAGGUAGCAGCUAUGAGAUGAAGCCCAAGCCAUGGUUCGACAGUUCUAAUAGUGGCGACGGUCACGGCCCUUAUCCGUUCGGAAUCGAUCCCUCCUGGCACGGUGCUAAUAACGAGCUGCUCUUCAUGAACUCACUAAAGAUGAAAUUGUCGGUCCUGUUCGGUGUUGCCCAAAUGCUACUCGGGGUUUGUCUUAAAUUCAGUAACUCUAUUCAUGGUCGCCAGUGGACAGACUUUGUCUUCGAGUGUAUCCCCCAGCUGGCGUUCAUGAUAUGUUUUUUCGGUUACAUGGACUGGAUGAUAAUGUAUAAAUGGGUUACACCAGUGACGCAAGACCCCAACCUCAACGGUGCACCAUCACUUAUCAACACGCUCAUAGGUAUGGGUCUGAGCCAGCCCAACAGGCAACCCCUGUAUGAAGGACAGUCGGACAUUCAGAAGACUCUCAUGAUUAUCACUGCUUGUGCAGUUCCCUUGAUGCUCAUUCCUAAGCCGGUGAUCAUCUUCAUCAAAAGGAGGCUCUCGAGUAGAGCUAGUUCUUCCUCGGGAAUGAAUGGUGAUCUAGAACAGCCUCUGCUUGGGGAACACAAGGGUCAUGAAGAUGAACAUGAUGAGGAACCUUUUGGCGAGGUGUGCAUUCACCAGAUCAUCGAGACCAUAGAGUAUGUGCUGGGAACUAUAUCUCAUACAGCAUCAUAUCUCCGUCAAUGGGCACUGUCGUUGGCUCAUCAACAGCUGUCGCUGGUUUUCUUCCAGAAGACUCUUCAACCUAUGUUGGAAACCACGGGUAGCCUUCAAGCGGUUUGGAUCUAUCUGGGCUUCGCUGUGCUCUUUGGUAUCACCGUUGGAGUUUUGCUGUUCAUGGAUGUCCUGGAGUGCUUCCUUCAUACGUUACGUUUGCAUUGGGUGGAAUUUCAAUCCAAGUUUUACAAGGCUGAUGGUUACUCGUUCGUACCGUUUCGCCAUCACCAGGUGCUCGUGGCUGAGCUAAACAGCUGA